Molecule: messenger RNA, 1607 nt
Organism: Durio zibethinus
Lineage: Eukaryota; Viridiplantae; Streptophyta; Magnoliopsida; Malvales; Malvaceae
Product: CHUP1-like protein
Biological process (GO): protein localization to cortical microtubule cytoskeleton
Cellular component (GO): cortical microtubule
Source: RefSeq, a predicted model, not a curated record
AGAAAUUAAACAAAACUUUCCUACAUUUUGAUUUCGUUUUCCUUUGCAUUACUUCUGUUGUGCAGAGAGCUUACAAUUUGAUCACCAAAACAGGUAUCUUUCUCAUGGAAAGUUCAUCAUCAAAAGCAGAAGUAAUCAAGCCAACGCUUCUCAAAGCUGGCAUUUCAUUAGCAAUAUCUGUGACAGGUUUUAUCUGUGCUAGGAUCAUUGCCAAAAGAAGAGUAAAUCCUGCAGCUUCUUCAGUGGAAACCCAGGUAAGUCCCCUUGAAACGGAUUCCCAGGAGGAUUCUAGAGGUGAUGGUAGUGGCAAUUCUACAUCUUCAACUUGUGGAGAAGAUGAAGAAAAGAUUAACAGUUCAGAAAUUCAGGAAAGAACUGCUUAUGAAGAAGAGAUUGUAGGCCUAAGAAUGCGAAUUGAAGAACUUCAAAAGAGAGAAUGGGAAUUAGAAAGGCAGUUUCAUCGUUUUUGUGAUCUUAAAGAACAAGAAUCUGUGCUUAUGGAGCUUAGGAAUAUGUUACUUUUAGAGACUUUUUAUGUUGAGUUAUUGGAUAGAGAAAUUUCAUCCUUGGAGGCUGAGAACAUAAGGGCUAAAAAUAUAGUUAUGGAAUACUUAAGAGCUGUGGAGCAGGUUGAGCAUUGGAAAACACAGAAUGGAUUGCUUCAGAGAAAAGUAAAGAGGGUUUUGAGAAAAACUAAAGGCCAAGCCAAGAUCAUAAGAGAAAAAGAUUUGAAGAUUGGAGCUAAAGAUGCAGAAAUUAAAAGAAAUGGUAAAGUACUAGAAGGAAGAUCCAAUGUUGUCAAGAAACUAGAGGAUGAAGUUAUGGAGCUGAAAUCUCUCACUGAACAAUUGCAGGAGCAGAAAAAUGAGCUUUCAAAUAAGUUGGAAUUGCUAGAGAAUUCACAUUCGUCAAUCUCAAAGACUGAAGAAGAGGGGAUAACAAUAGAGGUCUACAACCAACUUGCAAAUGAAUAUGAACAAGUUCAAAAGGGAAGAGCUGCUGAACUUAAGGAUCUUAUUUACUUAAGAUGGUGCAAUGCAUGCUUGAGGUACGAACUGAAGCGAUAUCAACUGCUGCAAGAGUAUAACCAGGAGAAUAAAGAUAAUCUGGAACAAGAAUUUGAAGGCAUUGGAGAAAUGGUAGGUUUUAGAAUAGAACAGCAAUUGGAUGGUCCAGCAUUGGUGGAGGAAGGAAAGCCCUGCUUCGUUGCUACAACUAGUGGUCAAGUUUGCUCCAAAAGGCAGAAAUUGCUUAAAAAAUUCAAGAAAUGGGUGGAAGGAAGUGAGAAAAUGAAGCCAAAGUUGGAUGCAAAAGAAAAGCAGGAAAGCAAGUGCUUUGGGAGACAUUCUGUUUCUGAUGAAGUGCAAGGGGAACAUCUUGUUCAUGCAAGGAAAUCAUGUUCUAGUGCAUAAAAUUAUAUUUUCAUGUUUACCACUGACUAAUGUUAGCUUGGAGGCUUAUUAAAAAUCCAUGUCAAUGAGAAAACCUGCAGUAAGAAUAACAAAACUGCAGCUGGUGAAUUAUGUAGAAAAUCAUUUCUAAUGGCAUAGUUUUAAUUUCAGUUAUAACUUUAUGUUUCUAAAUUCUAAUGAACUUGGAAGUGGAAC